Messenger RNA from Zymoseptoria tritici IPO323, 1104 nucleotides. RefSeq lists its product as uncharacterized. NCBI's taxonomy places the organism in Eukaryota, Fungi, Ascomycota, Dothideomycetes, Mycosphaerellales, Mycosphaerellaceae. Gene Ontology annotation, molecular function: carboxy-lyase activity; hydrolase activity. The record is from RefSeq and is a predicted model, not a curated record. The coding region runs from base 1 to 1104 and encodes 367 amino acids. The transcript has 3 exons. Gene Ontology annotation, cellular component: cytoplasm; cytosol. Gene Ontology annotation, biological process: secondary metabolic process.
AUGACCAACGUCGACGUCCACACUCAUCUGUACCCUCCUUCUCUGGUCGAACUUCUCCGCUCCCGCACCGAAGUCCCCUACGUCCGUAGCUUCGACGCCGCAGAAGGCGAACGCCUGAUCAUCCUCCCCUCUGAGGAUGCCAGCACUUCCACAUCUCGCGGCCGACCUUUCGGACCAGAUUACUACGAUGUCUCUCGGAAAAUGUCCUUCAUGAAAGUCCACGGCAUCGAUAUCUCUGUACUAUCACUGGCGAACCCCUGGCUGGACUGGGUGGCCGCAGAGUACGCUGCAGAAACGGCGAAGAUGGUGAAUGAUGACUUUGAAACAUUGUGUGCGAGCCAGCCGGGAAAGUUGUAUGCGUUCGCUACGUUACCGUUGAGCGGAACAGUGGAGGAAAUCGUGGCGGAGAUUGCGAGGUUGAAGACGCUAAAGUAUUGUCGGGGUGUGGUCAUGGGUACGUCCGGGGUCGGGCAAGGAUUGGAUGAUUUGAAGCUGGAGAAGAUCUGGGCGGCGCUGGAGAAGGAGGAGAUGAUGCUGUUUCUGCAUCCGCAUUAUGGCCUACCAAGUGAGGUCUUCGGGCCGAGGAACGCGGAGUAUGGGCAUGUUUUGGCAUUGGCGAUGGGGUUUCCGAUGGAGACGACGAUUGCUGUGACCAGGAUGCUUCUCAGUGGCGUCUUUGACCGCUUUCCAAAGCUGAAGUGCCUUCUCGCCCACAGCGGUGGCACAUUGCCAUUCCUAGCGGGUCGGAUAGAGAGUUGCAUCGCUCACGAUGCCCAUCUCAAGAAGGAAGGUAAGCUUGAGCAUCGAAGAGAACUGUGGGAUAUUCUACGGACGAAUAUCUACCUGGACGCUGUAAUCUACUCUGAACUCGGCCUCAACGCAGCCCUAGACGCCUCAGGUGCAGAUAGGAUCAUGUUUGGUACAGAUCACCCGUUCUUCCCACCCUUGGAAGAGGACGAACACGACAGGGAAUGGCCGAGCGUGACUUCGAAUCUUGCUGCGAUGAUCAAUACCUUCGGGGAAGACGAGGCUGGAGGCAUUGAUCUGAUGGGCGGGAACGCAUUGCGGGUCCUCGGUAUUGAGUGCAUUCAGAGCAAGGAGUGA